AUGUGCUUAGGUCAGGUGUUGAGCCAGCUUGUUUUUGGUUCUCAGGCUCAGUACCACCAUGGAACUAUGGAAGUUAGAUUCACAAGUGUGUUUUUCCAGCGACCUUAUGAGUGCCCAGCCGAGGGCUGCUCAAGGUCCUAUACCCGACAGCAGCACUUGAAAAGACAUCUUGAAACAACACAUGUGGGUGAAUCAGGAGAAGAAAAAAUUAAAUGUGAUGAUUGUGAUAAGAUGUUUUCCAAUAAAUAUUCCCUCCGGAAGCAUCACUAUAGGUACCAUGUGCGUACUCCAUUCACAUGCAGUGAAUGUGGACAAACCUUCAAGAAGCAGCAACACCUUAAAACACAUACUUUUGUUCAUACAGGCAUCAAGCCAUAUAAAUGUGAAUUCCCAGGAUGUGAUGUGAGAUGUGAGAACCCUAGUCGCUUGAAACGCCACAGCUUUAUCCAUGAGAAGAGUCGAUAUGCUUGCCCUAUUGAAAAUUGUGGAAAUACAUUUGAUCUGUAUCACAAUCUGCAGAUGCAUCUCUCUAUCAGCCAUAUGAAAGGGACAGCUAAGCUACAAUAA
Messenger RNA from Penaeus monodon (black tiger shrimp), 567 nucleotides. RefSeq names its product zinc finger protein 99-like. The record is from RefSeq and is a predicted model, not a curated record. Gene Ontology annotation, cellular component: nucleus. NCBI's taxonomy places the organism in Eukaryota, Metazoa, Arthropoda, Malacostraca, Decapoda, Penaeidae. The coding region runs from base 1 to 567 and encodes 188 amino acids. The transcript has 5 exons.